This is a messenger RNA of Camelus dromedarius (Arabian camel), 1398 nucleotides long. It is a transcript of the gene SGCB, whose product is annotated as sarcoglycan beta. Gene Ontology annotation, cellular component: sarcolemma; sarcoglycan complex. The coding region runs from base 14 to 982 and encodes 322 amino acids. The record is from RefSeq and is a predicted model, not a curated record. The transcript has 6 exons. Lineage: Eukaryota; Metazoa; Chordata; Mammalia; Artiodactyla; Camelidae. Gene Ontology annotation, biological process: muscle organ development.
CGGGCGCGGGAAGAUGGCGGCAGCGGCGGCGGCGGCGGCGGCUGCGGCGGCCGAGCAGCAAAGUUCCAAUGGUCCUGUAAAGAAGUCCAUGCGUGAGAAGGCUGUUGAGAGAAGGAACGUCAAUAAAGAGCACAAUAGUAACUUUAAAGCUGGAUAUAUUCCAAUUGAUGAGGAUCGCCUGCAUAAAACCGGACUGAGAGGGAGAAAGGGCAAUUUAGCCAUCUGUGUAAUUAUCCUUCUGUUUAUCCUGGCUGUCAUCAAUUUAAUUAUAACACUUGUCAUCUGGGCUGUGAUUCGCAUUGGACCAAAUGGCUGUGACAGCAUGGAGUUUCAUGACAGUGGUCUGCUUCGGUUUAAGCAAGUGUCUGACAUGGGAGUUAUACAUCCUCUUUAUAAGAGCACAGUAGGAGGAAGGCGAAACGAAAAUCUGGUCAUCACUGGCAACAACCAGCCUAUUGUUUUUCAGCAAGGGACAACAAAGCUCAGUGUAGAAAAGAACAAGACUUCUAUUACAAGCGACAUUGGUAUGCAGUUUUUCGACCCAAGGACUCAAAAUAUCUUAUUCAGCACAGACUAUGAAACUCAUGAGUUUCACUUGCCAAGUGGAGUGAAAAGUUUGAAUGUUCAGAAAGCAUCUACUGAAAGGAUUACCAGCAAUGCUACUAGUGAUUUAAACAUAAAAGUUGAUGGCCGUGCUAUUGUGCGAGGAAAUGAAGGAGUAUUCAUUAUGGGCAAAACCAUUGAAUUUCACAUGGGUGGUAAUAUGGAGUUAAAGGCUGAAAACAGCAUCAUCCUAAAUGGCACUGUGAUGGUCAGCCCAGCCCGCCUCCCUAGCUCCUCCAGCGGAGACCCGCCGGGCGGAGGGGACUGGGUGCGCUACAAGCUCUGCGUGUGCGCUGACGGAACCCUCUUCAAAGUGCAGGUGACAGGCCAGAACAUGGGGUGCCAAACUGCAGAUAGCCCCUGCGGAGACACUCGUUAGAAGACCCCGAGAGGUCUCAGUACCCUCACAUUUUGACUUGACUUUUUUUUAAGGGUGGGCAUGCAAAUCAUGUUUUUACAGAGUUUGUGAUAACUUGUAAUUAUUUUGUCUGCAGAGCACUGCUGUAUGUAUUGUGUAAUCUCCAUGUUUAAAAUAUUCUCAGAGAGCCUAAAUCUAAUACAUUUCAUUAAGUUGCACUGAUCUUCAUUUUGCAGUUCUCUAAAAUAAUUGAGAAGGAACACAAUCAAAACUGAUCUUUAAAGCAGUGUUUUUAAAAUUCCACUAUUCCUUGUCUAAAGGUUAAAGGGCUGAAGCAACUGUUUAGACUCACUCUGAGUAAGCUUUGGUAACUAAUGGGGAUAGACCCACUCCGGAUGUUUAAAGGUACACCGUCAAUAAACGUUACAUGCUCUGUC